This is a messenger RNA of Halichondria panicea, 2155 nucleotides long. Its product is annotated as L-dopachrome tautomerase-like. Gene Ontology annotation, molecular function: oxidoreductase activity. The transcript has a single exon. The coding region runs from base 110 to 1927 and encodes 605 amino acids. Lineage: Eukaryota; Metazoa; Porifera; Demospongiae; Suberitida; Halichondriidae. The record is from RefSeq and is a predicted model, not a curated record.
UAUACUGGGUAUUCAAUUACAGUGAGGAAUUUCACACAAUUGAGCUAUAGCCAUCAUGUUACCUUCCAAGAAAGCAGUAGUAGCUCAGUUGUGAUAUUAUGCUCAAAUAAUGGCUCUGAAGUACAGCUUUGUAAUAUGUUUGCUUUUCUAUUGUAGAAAUACAUAUAGCCAGUUUCCAGCAGUUUGCAAUACUCAAGAAAAUCUGCAAUCCAAAACCUGUUGCCCAAAUGUUUGUGGAGGACCUACCAGAGGAAUCUGCACCAACUUUACUAAAGAAAUUACCUCCCAAUGGGGAAAAGCUUCUCCUGACAUUGUAAACGUAAUGCGUGAUUCUCCUAAUAAUCCACUGAAAGGGUCUGUUGAUUCUCGUUUUCUUUGGCCAACUCUUGUUUUUGACACGUUUUGUAAUUGUAGUGGCAAGUUUGGUGGCUACGACUGUAUGGAGUGUGAAUUUGGUUGGACAGGAGAAGAUUGUCAAACACGAAAGACACCUGUUGUGCGUCAUAGUUUCCAUAGCCUGUCAGACAUAAAAAAGAAAGAGUUUGUUGAAGCUACAUUACUGUUAAAGAAUGAAAUAGGACAAUGGAGUGUUAUUGUAGAGGAACCUGCUAACUAUUCAAGUAACCCCGCCACACUACAGAAUGUCAGUACCUAUGAUUUCUUCACUUUCUUGCACUACUUUGCCACGAAAGGAUCAGAAGUAAAUUCGAAAUGUAAAAAACUAUUACACCAGGACCUUGCUAUUGACUUUGCCCAUGAUGGCCCUGUUUUCCCUGUUUGGCACAGACGAUACUUGCUAACUGUUGAGAAAGAGUUUCAACGAAUAAUGAAUAACCAAUUGUUUGGGCUCCCUUAUUGGCCAUGGGAACAAAACGAUAAAUCUCCAUUUGACAAAAAGUACUAUGGCAUACCAUCCAGCACUCCAGUUGGUAAAAAUGUAACUGGUGACUCAAUCAAUUCUGCCAAGUGGAAUACCAUUUGUGAUCAAAAUUGGUGGAACUUAAGCCGAUCUGAUGACUGUGCUCUAGAAUGGAAAGUUUGCAAUCCAGCGAUAGAAUUACAAUCGGCUAGAUCGUUACAAAGAGGGCAAACUAACCUCAACUUUACUUAUCUUCCCCACCUGCUUGAAGUAAAAAUGGCUCUUGCUGCUCCAUUGUAUGAUGUUCCUGAUUCCAAUGGUAUUUAUAGUGAAAAUAGUCCUCGUUCUAGCUUCAGAAAUCGAUUGGAAGGAUGGAUCCAGAUUUGUUCAGCAGUAAAUUGUGUUGGAAGACGUGGACCCACUUGUAUGCAUAACACUAUCCACACUUGGGUUGGUGGUCACAUGUACGCUCGGUCUUCAACAAUUAAUGAUCCCGUAUUCAAUAUUCACCACUGCAACACCGAUCGCAUUUUUGAGAGCUGGAUAAAGCGAUUCAAUGCAUCCAGUCUCCCACCUUAUGUUCCUGAGCAGGGUGGGCAUCCUGGAAAGAACAAAGAUGACUACAUUGUACCUUUCUUUCCAGUAAUAAAAGCUGGCAAACAAUACUCCAACCGAGGCUCUGAAGAAUGGGGUUACGUGUAUGAUGAGUUAGUUGUUGCGGACAUUGAUGACAAAACAAUUUUAGACUGCAGCAUGGACAUACGCAGUUGUCUUCGCUGUGAUGCUAACGGAACAUGCACAUCGCCCUGGGGCUGUAGCAAUCAAACCUGCCCUUCACCAGUCAUAGCAUCAAUUCAGGGUGAGGAGGAGGCCACUGAUAUUACUGUAACAUUGAAUGAUGAUGAUGCACUUGCAUUGGGUUUGGGUCUUGGAUUAGGACUCAGGUUUCCAUUAAUCAUCAUUAUGAUUUUUAUUAUUGGCUCAAUAGUGAAAAUGAUUCGAUCAAGGAGACAUAGCGGACAGAGUGUGGUAACACCACUUUUACGUCGAAAUGGAGAGACAAAUUGAGUGUAAUGUCGUAAUUAAUUUGUGAGCAUUGCCAUAUAAUCACCUCUGUACAGUAUUUACAUAUAUAUAGACGUAAAUGCGUUAGCUUCUUAUUUAUUUUUGUUCCUAACCUAGCUAGAUCUAUACAUGAUUAGCCUAUUAUACAUGUUUACUGUUUCACGCUUGUAUUAAUAUCCCUGUACGUUCGGUAUAAAACAGGAAGGUUUGCAUUGAUGUCAGCUGCUUCAA